Cladocopium goreaui is the source of this 1701-nucleotide messenger RNA. The record is from the annotation of a GenBank genome assembly. NCBI's taxonomy places the organism in Eukaryota, Dinophyceae, Suessiales, Symbiodiniaceae.
AUGGUGGUGCCUGGCUUGCUCGAGAGCUUGUCUGGAGCGCAGCCUGGCAGUCGUGUCAGAAAGUCAGAAUGGCGUUCAGCCCUGGAAUUUAUCGUGGAGAAGAUGGGUGCUGAGAACUUACGCAUCACACAGCUUCGCUUAGGCACAGCCUUGCUGUGGAGCAUCGUCACCUGCUGCACCAUCUACCGCUGCUGGGACAUGGCGCAGCUGCGAUGGGUUUUGAUGUUUCACCACCUAUUGGCUGCUGCUGGGCUGGAUGAGGGCUUGCUGAUGUCCUUCUCGGCCUCGGAGCCGUUUCUCCAGCGGCUGCUGCAUCCAGGCUCCCCGGUGACGCCCUGGAUGCCAGGGCUGCUGCCGCGGACGCAGACGGUGCUUGGCGCCUGUGUCUAUGCCAGUUUUCUGCUGAUGGCGAUUUUUCAGUUGAUCACCUACCGAGUCUCUGACAAGGACGUGAUGAUCUUCACUGGUGUUUUUCUUCUUGCUUGCACCUUUGACCGUGGAUUAUUUCAUUCGACACGACCAUCAGAUAUUCUGAAGUUUUUGGUCUCAACCUUGCUGCCUGGGUCUGAAGUCAACACUUAUGUGCUGCUGGCUUGUUUGUACUUUUGGUCUGGUAUGUACAAACUAAGGGGAUUCUUUCAUGGAUUCGUGUUCCAGUACCAGUUCUUGAAUUUCUCAGGCAUCUCAUGGUACCUUCGCAACUUCUACCUCACCAAGGACUAUCUCCCGCGUGCUGAGUUCCGUGCCUUUGGUGCACUGGGGACUUGGAUUGAAAUGCUGGCGGGCAUCGGCAUGAUACUGACGGCUCUGCCUGGCUACGGAGAGAUCUUUGUUUUGUUGGCCGUGGCAAUGCACGUGUUCAUUUUCUUUUUUGGCAUGGGUCCCUUCCGCUGGAAUCUGAUGACCUGCUACAUGCUAUUGGUGUCCUCCAAGCUUUGCAUGGAAGGUAAGAUGGGUCCAAUGGACUCCAUGGAGCCAAGUCAUCCUGCCAUGGAACUGGCUCCUGCAUCCAUGGCCUAUGUGGCCUUUUUUGGUUUGGUGAUUCCAAGCAUCGGAUGUUUGGAUCCGGAAACCCUGGGACGAUACCUUGGUGGCUACCGUAUGGCCACCUUCCACUUUGCUGGCAACGAGAUGUACCACGCCCUGCUGAUCUCCAAGGCAGCACUGCCAGAGAACCAGACCUCAACCGGCUCCAUACAGCGGCUGUUGCGGCAGCGAGCCCAAGAGUAUGAUCGGGUCACCGAGGACCUGGAUCUCUUUACGGCGCUGUUGUACUCUGACGGCCUAGACGUGGAAGGCGCCUUGCGCCGGGGCUGUGGACGGGUAGAACCCACCCUCGACUUCGAGGACUUCGACCAGAAGUACAUGUUCGUGCCCAUCACAUGGCUGAACUGCCGCGGGCCGUUGCUGAACACCAAGUGGGAUGAAUCCUUGCCCAUCACUGAUAGCUUCGUGGAGCUUGUGCUGGAUGCCCUGGGAUAUGCCGAAGCUCAGCUUCCUCGAGGUGUGGCCCUUCUUUUUGUGGCACAUGCGGUGCCAUGGCUCGGCGGACAGAGGAAACGUGUCGAGCUAUUCGAUCUUGCGGACUCCAAAUGGUCAGACCGACGUUGGUGCGAAGAUGCUGCGCUACCUUGGACUUUGCUUGCACAGGCAGCAAGCCAAACCACGAACUGCAGUGAUGCUAAAGUGCCACUGCUUUGA